Cuscuta epithymum is the source of this 1141-nucleotide messenger RNA. Lineage: Eukaryota; Viridiplantae; Streptophyta; Magnoliopsida; Solanales; Convolvulaceae. The record is from the annotation of a GenBank genome assembly.
AUUUGGAUAACGCCGACACGUGGGACAAUAUGAUUGUCACUCUUCCUUCUCUAUAUAAAUGGUGUUAUUACAGACCAAAACUCCAUACUCGCAUUUUCCAUUCAAUCAUUUCUAAAGCUUUCAGAUAUUUUGAUCAGAAGAAGAAGACGAAAAUGUUGGCAAUUUUCAAGAGAGGACUGAUGGAUCCACCAAAGGAGCUGAAAAGCUCAGUCGCAUCGUCCGGCAACCUCGUUCCACCUCAAAUGGCCAUCAACAAUUUCCUGUCUUCAAAUCACAACAAUGGUUUCUCUCUAGGGUUCGGUGAUCAGGCAUUACUGGCCUUUUCCUCUGCUAAACCUUCUUCCCUUUUGUCUCACCAGAGGCUGUUCUGUGGGUUGAAUGAGAUGUACUGCAUCUUCCUGGGGAGCCUCAACAAUCUGUGCUCUCUCAACAGACAAUAUGGAUUAUCAAAAGGUGGGAAUGAGGCCAUGCUUGUGAUCGAAGCUUAUCGGACCCUCCGAGACAGAGGCCCGUACCCGGCCCAUCAAGUCCUCAAGGAUCUGGAGGGCAGCUUCGGGUUUGUCGUCUAUGAUCACAAAGCUGGAACUGUUUUUGCUGCUCUUGGCGAAAGCGAAAGUGUGAAGCUCUAUUGGGGAAUUGGAGAGGAUGGCUCCAUUAUGAUGUCAGACAAUGUGGAUGUUAUCAAACAAAGCUGUGGCAAAUCCUUUGCACCAUUUCCUAAUGGGUGUAUGUAUCACAGUGGAAGAGGGCUGAUGAGCUUUGAGCAUCCAAUGAAGGAGAUGAAGGCAAUGCCAAGAGUUGACAGUGAAGGUGCAAUGUGUGGAGCUUUCUUCAAGGUUGAUCCUUUCUCCAAGCCUAACAACACCAUGCCUAGGGUUGGAAGUGAAGCUAACUGGACCAUAUAAAUCACAUCCAAACUUUAUAUCUGUAUUUGUUUUUUCUUUUAAAUAAUGAUGUUGAUUUUUGUCUAGUCCCUUUCUUGUUUCCCUGAUGGUUGUUGUAUAUAAGAGUUCUUGUUUUAAGUUUUAACGAACAUGUUUCUUUUUUAAUCCUUUGAAUGUAAUUAGCUUUCUGUGAAUCUCUUUCAACUGCAAUGCAAUUAAUAAACAUGGUAAUAUUAUCAAGUCCUGGUUUAAAGCAG